Podarcis muralis (Common wall lizard) is the source of this 4302-nucleotide messenger RNA. RefSeq names its product synaptophysin like 2 (gene SYPL2). The record is from RefSeq and is a predicted model, not a curated record. Gene Ontology annotation, cellular component: synaptic vesicle; synaptic vesicle membrane. NCBI's taxonomy places the organism in Eukaryota, Metazoa, Chordata, Lepidosauria, Squamata, Lacertidae.
AGGCUCCGCCCACAGCCCGCGGGGGGGCGCCAAGCUCCAUGUGCGCCCGCCGCCGCGUGACGCGCUCCCUCUCCCCCUCCCCACCCGCGCCUCCACUUGCGAGUUUGACAGGACUUUCGACGGGGCUUUUUCCCCCGCAGCUCCGCGGAGGAGGGAGCAGCAGCAGCAGCAGCAGCAGCAGGCGCCUCUGCAGCCCCGGCCGUCGUCAGCCCCGGCUCCCCUCGCCUGGACCACUCCUCCGUCCGCGCGGCGGAGAAGCAAGGAAGCCGCGCUCCCCGCAGCCACUGCCGUGCAGACGACCACCGUCACCAGCAGCAGCUCCUCGCCGAGAAUGUCGGAGCCCAGAGCCCAGAGGGGGGCGGCGGCGGCGGCGGACAAGGAGUCCCAGAGCCCGGUGGCCCAGCUGCUCUUGGGGCUGCGUUGGGGCCGCUUGGAGGAGCCCCUGGGAUUCAUUAAAGUGCUGGAGUGGGUUGUACAAGGUUCCAUUUGAUAUGCCAGACUGUAUUGAAGGAUCUGCUGCUAAAAGGACGCUGCAUCUCUUGGGAGACUUUUCAGCACCUGCUGAGUUCUUUGUGACCUUGGGUGUUUUUUCUUUCCUGUAUACCAUGGCAGCUCUGGCAGUGUAUCUACGGUUUCACUCACUCUACAAAGAAAAUAAGAAGCUUCCUUUUGCGGACUUCUGUGUCACCGUCUCAUUUACCUUUUUCUGGCUAGUGGCAUUUUCAGCUUGGGGCAAAGGUCUGUCAGAUGUGAAAGGAGCUACGCGGCCUUCCAGUCUCAUUGCUGCCAUGUCAGUGUGUCAACUCAAAACUGCUGUAUGCAAUGCUGGGGCCACACCUUCUAUGGGCCUGGCCAACAUCUCUGUGCUGUUUGGUUUUGUCAACUUUAUACUGUGGGCUGGAAACUGCUGGUUUGUUUUUAAAGAGACCCCUUGGCAUGCUCAGACCACCAACAAGGAAAGCUCUGCUGAACAAGGAGCUGUUGAUAAGCAAUAAGGAACCUCUCCUCCUUCACUCCUGAAGCCUCCUCUUCCCCCACCAGGAACAGUGCCUUGUCUCACGUACAUGCUCAUCCCAUUUCACAGCAGGGCAGGAAAUACGCCUUCUCUGCCAAUUGUUGCUGCUGUCCAAUAGUCAUACUGGCAUCUCUCUCUCCUGACUAUUCUGGAAUGCCUUCCUCUGGCUGAAAUCAGGGGUCCUCUUGUGGUCCUAGAUACAAAGACUGUACAUGGUUACAAACAAACAAAAACCUCUUCUGCCUUCAGAUUAUUUUUUUUUACAAACAUAUACUAUUGUGCAUUGUAACAUUGGCUACGACCAGUCCUAGGGUGUGUGGCAUUGUUCCUUCCCAUCUGCUUCUGACCACUUUAUAAUGAGAAAUGCAGGUAGAUUUGGAUAACAGCAUAGAGAUAACCAAGGCAUUAGUGCUACAGAACCUGGGACAUCUAAGCACCUUUGAGAGUAAGUACACCUUCGACUCUGCAGCCGUAAUAGAAGCAGAAGCGGCAAUAUGCCACCUGGCUUAGCAGCAAAAUAAAGGAGAAAUACAAAGGGAAUAUUUUUACUUCCAUACAGUUGAAGGAAGGAGUGUGUUGCGUUUCUCUCUGUUGCAUAAUGGGGUAUGAAUGUGCUAAAUAUCUCUCUGCUUCUCUUAAAUUCAGUUGGAUGAAAGCUGGAGCUGCUGUUUGCCCACAGAUGGGUUGUUCACUCUUGAGCAGCAAAGUUUUGGUGCCUUUAUUUUUUUCCUCUCAGGUCACACACAGAUGUAUACUAUGUCCAUAUUGAGCCACAAGUGCUGACUCCCACCAGCAUGAGCUGAUCGGCAGCUUUUGGUCUCCACUUCCCUGUGUUUUUUUGUGUAUAGUGGAGGCAAACAGAGGAUGUAAACCCUGGACACCUGUUUCAGUGUCUUCUGAGGUCCUGUUCUAUUUUUAAAAUACAAUUUUUUAAAAUAUGAAAACCUAGAGGAAUUUUUUCUCAGCUUCUAGGAUAGUUUGAUAUAAAACUUGGGCCCAAGAGGCUUGGGGCAUUUGCUUCUGGUUGACAAACAUGCAGGGGAAGGGUGGGAUUCUGUACAACUUGUUGUUUUGUUGAGAAUAUUUGUGGUUAAUGACCUUAGUUCUGGCCUCUGAACACUCUGGUAACAGGAACAGAUGAGCUGUCAAGUUUGUGGUGUGGAUUGUUUGUCAGUGAAUUCAUGUAUGCCACUAUCUCGGGCCAACGCCCGUUUAACUCCAGUGUGGCAGUAGGCAGCUGCUUGUAGAUUUCUGAUGGAGGCUUGAGGCAUCCCAGGCCUCCAAGUGAAGAUGAGAAUCUUUCAGGAAGGUUCCAGUAUCCCUGGAUGUCCCUCUAACAAAUGAUGGGACCACCAGUUUAGGACAGUAUUGAAUCUGACAUUUUUAAAUCACAGAAACUUUUUGUUAUUGCGUAUAUGAAGCGGAUACUUUCAGGUGAAGAGAGCUGUCAUAUUUUCUUCCCUUUUUUGAUCAUGCCGUUGACAUAAACAAGGAACUGGAGCCUGGCCUGCCAUUUACUCCAAACUCUACUAGUUGCCUAUUUUCUAAAACAUAUAUGGGUAAAUAGAAAUGAAGCACCCCAAAUCUUUAAAUCCCUGUGCUUCCAUGUGUCUAAUAUUGGAUGGGGAAAACUAGUUUUUUGGGAGGUUGGGGUGUAGCAGGUUGCAGGGUGAGUUCUUCUAUGCUGAUUAAAUCUUUCAUAUCAGACCUUGUUAGGUCUUUGACUUUCUCUUAUUUCCUUAUUCUCUUUCUCCUCCUUGUGCUGAGAGAGAGGAAUUCUCUCCUGCAGAAGGAAAAAUAUUAAUGGUGCUUCAUGAGGUGUGGGACCUCUACGCUAAGAAGACCCUCUUUGUACAUUUUGUAAUUUUCUUCUUCCCUAGUUUAAUUAUUGCCAUUGCCCCAGCAUUACAGAACAGCAGCCUUUAUGGAAUCCUCUGGCAUGUCUGCAGUCAAGCGACAAAGACUGAAGCAUACAAUCAUCCCUUGUGUUGCAGUGUCCAGAUUUUCUUGCAACAUAAGGGCUGGUACAAUACAAAAAGAAAGCUGACUAGCUAGAAGGAGGGCGGUUUUUCUCCAGUUUUCAGUCCAACUGUCUUUUAGGAGGACUUUCCCCAGUGAUUCUUUUUUAAAAACCACUCACCGAACAUCACCAUUCACACCAUGUUUCUGGCCACAAGCUACUACUCCAUAAUUGUAGGCUUAGGAAUCAGCUUCUGGCAUGGUAGUGUUUUCCAUAACUGACCAUUACAGUCACUGUAGCCCUUGAGUGUACAAACAUAUCAACCCUCCAUAUCUCCCCAAGUUGGGAUACGUGUAUCUUGUAUCACGUUUGUGUCUUAUAGGGAUAUUUUCUAAUUUCUUAAAGAUUUGUCCAAGGUCCUCAGCUAGUAUAAAUUGACAGUGCGUGGUGCAUACCAGCUGAAAACCUGACCUUUGUGUUUAAGCCGUGGGCAAAGCCUAAAGAAUGCUGCUUCAGACAUGGGAAACAUUCUAUGUAGACGGAUACUAGAAGCAGGAAUAAAGGCCUCAGUAAUAGUUCCAGGAAAAGAAAUGGUAAUUGUGUACCAUUGAUCAUGCAAAUCACUUUCCACACGGCCCAAGUUCCUGUGAGUUUGUUUCUCUCUGUAUUUAUCUAUAAAUCUAUGUAUAAGAGAGAUAAUAUAUAGGGUAGCCUUGUAGCACUACAUUUGGCACAGCACAGGAGAGGGCUGUUGGGAGCAGCUGAACAGACAGCAGGUGCAGGAUAUUUCACACCCUUGUGGGUUUUCUACUUUUUUUGGAUACACCCGAUGCAUUGAAACCACAGUUAUCCUGUAUGACUAACUCUCUCAGACUCCUAGCUGCGUAUUAGAUGUGACACAUCCCUCCUCUGUGAUGGAGCCCCCACAAAACAGACUUCAAGCAGAUGACUGGGGACCAGCAGAACUUGUGAUUGGAAGAAGGGGAAGGGUCAGUCUCGGCUUGUACUAGCUUUGCAUUUUGUGGCCUAUGAUUCCCCCACACAUUUGUUUUGAGUAGGGGUGAGAAAAGAGCAGGUGUGGAAUCUGUACAAGAGCUCUGUGUGAGAAGUGUGGUUAGGGAUGCUCAAUGAAGGGAAUGCCAAAAAUAUACUCUGUCCUGUCCUGAAAAUGCCACCAUGUGGAGUAGAGACCAGCAGCCCUGGGCAUGGUCUCCCAGUUCUCUCAAUCAUUUCCUCUUCUAGUGGCAGUAUGUUGCAUGUUUUUCUCCUUUCCUGACGAUUGUUAGUAUGGUUCUAAUAAAGUGUCGAGAGAGUUUGCUCUGAGGGA